UGUUAAAAGUUUAAACGAUCAGUUAGAUAAAAACAGUCUCUCCGUCGGCUUUGAGAAGCAAACAACAAACGUCGCAUCGCAAGCAAAUAUGAAUAAAUUACUAGCAUUGGCUAUUUUUGCUCUUCUUUGUGUUGUCAUUAACGCACGGCCAAAUAAUGGGGCAGCUCAUGUCGUUGGUGGUGCUCAAAAAUUGGACGUGGAAGAAGCUGAGGAGACUUUGAACUUUUCACUGAAACAAUUGGCAAAGGGUGACAAUGGACCAAACUACAAAGUGAGGAAAAUUCAUUCGGCCAGCAAACAAUUGGUGUCCGGUAUUCUGUACAAAAUUAAUGCUGAUAUCAUCGAUGGUGAUGAGGAGAAGGCAAAGAAUUGUGAUAUCAAGAUUUGGGCUCAACCCUGGUUGGAGAAUGGUUACAAAGUGACAUUCAACUGUGAAAAGGAAGACGAACUCGUCUUGGCCCAUAGUGCCUAAAAUGGGGGAAUCAUUGAAGAUGACAUUGUUGGUGUUUUUUGUUUAACGAAUGAUAUGGAAGAUUUAUAUCUAAAUAAACAAUUAUUUUUUUUUUUCAUAGAACGAAAAACAGCUAUUUAAAUUGUGAUUAUGAAUUGCAAUGUCAAAACACUAAUUAAUCGUGACAAUAAAAACAGUUUCUUAUUUGAAAUAAUAAUCAAUAUCAAUAUUAAAAUUAUUCUAAGAUAAAAUACAAUUUGCACCUCAGACAACAUUGAAAUAGCCAUGUGUUAAUUGCACACCGAUUUAAAUAUUUGAGUCAAUAAAUACAAAUUAACAAAUUCGAAAAUAUAUACCCUAAUGUAUGGCCUCUUAUGAUAAAACGCAAUAAGUGUAUUUAAUUAAAUCUUUCAAAUAAUUCAGAAUUAUCUUAUGAUGCAACUAUUUACUCACUGCACAAUAAAAAUUAAUAACCAGUUUGACGAGUUAAUAAAAAAAACUAAGAGAUUUCAUUAAAUCG
Messenger RNA from Musca domestica (house fly), 971 nucleotides. Its product is annotated as sarcocystatin-A. The transcript is spliced from 3 exons. Gene Ontology annotation, molecular function: cysteine-type endopeptidase inhibitor activity. NCBI's taxonomy places the organism in Eukaryota, Metazoa, Arthropoda, Insecta, Diptera, Muscidae. Bases 89 to 472 code for a protein of 127 amino acids. The record is from RefSeq and is a predicted model, not a curated record.